This is a messenger RNA of Juglans microcarpa x Juglans regia, 3673 nucleotides long. Its product is annotated as TMV resistance protein N-like. Gene Ontology annotation, biological process: signal transduction; defense response. The transcript has 7 exons. The record is from RefSeq and is a predicted model, not a curated record. Gene Ontology annotation, molecular function: ADP binding. Lineage: Eukaryota; Viridiplantae; Streptophyta; Magnoliopsida; Fagales; Juglandaceae. Bases 80 to 3673 code for a protein of 1197 amino acids.
AUUAUUAUUUAUUUGCAAUAAGUACUCUAUAAUUGGACCUCUUGGUGAAUACUAAUUAAUCUCGCAUACAGAUCAGAGGAUGAGCACUUCUUCCAUGGCCUUUCAAUUAGGAGCUUCUUCCUCUCUCUCAUUCUCUUCUUCUUCCAUUCGUAGAUGGACUCACGAUGUAUUCUUGAGUUUUAGAGGUGAGGAUGUUCGCCAAAACUUUAUUUCUCAUCUAUACCAUGCUUUGCAUCAAAGGGGAAUCAACACUUACAUAGACAACAAUCUCGAAAGAGGAGAGGAAAUCUCGUCAGAACUUUCCAAAGCAAUUGAAGGAUCAAUGAUUUCUAUCAUUGUACUAUCUAAGAACUAUGCAGAGUCUCGAUGGUGUUUAGAUGAGCUAUUGAAGAUCCUCGAGUGUAAGGAAAUGGUAAAACAAAUUAUUUUACCCUUGUUCUAUGAUGUAGAUCCGUCAGAGGUACAACAUCAAAAAGGGAGUUUUGGAGAAGCAUUCGCCAAACUUAGAUAUAAGUUGAAGGAUGAAGUAAAGGUCACAAAGUGGGAGGCAGCUUUGGAAAAAGUAGCCAAUUUGUCCGGACUCGAAUUAGGGACAGGUACUUCUUAUGAGUUGAAUGAAUCAGAGUUUAUUCAGGAUAUCAUUAAAUGGGUGGAUUCAAAAAUGGUAAAUCGUACAUUUCUCAAGGUUGCUAAGUAUCCAGUUGGAAUAGAGUCCCGUGUACGAGACAUUUAUCGACAUUUAAAUAUGGGAAGGAAUGAUAUUAUAUGCAUGGUAGGGAUAUUUGGAACCGGUGGAAUUGGAAAGACAACUAUUUCAAAAGAGAUCUAUAACAGGAUUUCUUAUCAAUUUGAAGGAAGUUGUUUCUUGAAAGACAUUAGAGAAAUUUCAAAAGUAGGAGGUUUGAUCCAGCUACAAAAGACACUUCUUUAUGAGAUUUUGAGAAUAAGUUUGGAGUUUCAUGAUACUGACAAAGGCAUCAAUGUAAUUAGGCAGAGACUUUGCUCUAAAAGGGUUCUCCUAAUUCUUGAUGAUGUGGAUGACUUGGUCCAACUAGAAACAUUGGCUGGAGCUCGAGAUUGGUUUGGUUUAGGAAGUAGAAUCAUCAUCACAACAAGAGAUCAACAUUUAUUAAAUAUAUCUAAAGUUGAUUCAAAAUAUGAAGUAAAGAGAUUGGACCAUAAAGAAGCUCUUGAGCUCUUUAGAUUGCAUGCUUUUGAGGGAGACAAACCUAUUGAAGAUUAUGUGGAACUCUCUAAGCAUGUAAUGCAAUAUGCUGAGGGCCUUCCACUAGUUUUAACAGUGCUAGGCUCAGAUUUAAGGGGUCAGAAUAUAAGUUACUGGAGAAGUACAUUGGAUAAGUAUAAACGAAUUCCUAGCAAAAAUAUUCAAAAAGUACUUUGUAUAAGUUACGAUGGAUUGGAUGAUAAUGAGAAGGAGAUUUUCCUCGAUAUUGCCUUUUUUUUCAAAGGACAAUACUUGGAUCAUGUCGUUAAAAUAUUAGACAGCUGUGGUUUCUCUCCGGAGAAUGGUAUCAAAAGGCUUAUAGAUAAAUGUCUCAUUACAGUUACUACUUACAAUACAUUGUGGAUGCACGACUUGCUACAGGACAUGGGAAGAGAAAUUGUCCGAAAGGAAUCACCCAAAGAACCAAGCGCACGUAGUAGAUUAUGGUUUCAUGAAGAUAUUCGCCAUGUACUAGAGGAAAAUACAGGAACAAGCAAUGUUGAGGGGAUAGAAGUGAUUCUGCCUGAGGGUGAUUAUCAUGACAUGAUACGCUUGAGUCCCAAAUCGUUUGCAAAGAUGAAAAGACUCAGAAUUUUUAAAAGCCAUGGUGCAUACUUUUCUGGAAGAUCACUUGAUUAUCUUUCUAAUGAAUUAAGAGUGCUUGAUUGGUCAAACUGUCCUUUACAAUCUUUGCCAUCCAAUUUCCGUGGAGAGAAGCUCUUUGAUUUCAAACUAUAUAGAGGCCGCAUCCAGGAGAUUAGCGGGCAAUUUAAGAGCUUGACGAGAAUGAGGUUUUUUGAGUGUAAGUUCUUAACCAACAUCCCAAAUCUUUCGAGUUGCUCAAGUUUAAAGGAAUUGGAUAUUAUGGAUUGUGAAAAUUUAGUCGAAGUUCAUGAUUCUGUUGGAUUCCUGGAUAAGCUUGCUCGUCUGCGUCUUUCUCAAUGCUCCAACAUGAAGAGUUUUCCAAGGCGUCUCAAGUUGAGAUCUCUAGAAGUCCUUACACUUCAUAACUGCUCAAAACUUCAAACCUUUCCAGAAAUCGAGUGUAAAAUGGAAUAUUUAUGUUGCAUCGCAUUAUUCGGCACUCCAAUAAAAGAAUUGCCUUCAUCCAUUGGGUACCUCACUCCUGCGCUUAAAGAGUUACUUUUGGAGCAAUGCUCAAAACUUAUGCGUCUCCCCAGUAGCAUUCAUCAGUUACAAAAUCUAAAGGUGGUUUUUCACAGUGGCUGUAUGAAUGGAUGCUUCACUAGGAUUGAAGGCUGCAAGGACCUGAUGCAUCUCCCAAUCAGCGUUUCUCACUCGCAACAUCUAAAGAGUCUUUCUUUCGAAAAUUAUACAAAUCUUGCAAGACAAGAAAUAAGUUUAGUCUUUAGGUACCCCAUUGGGCGUAAAAAACAUUCACACCUAAUAUCAUCCAGAACGAUUAAGAGGUCUGAACCAGAAUCAAGUGUUGAAUUACGACGACAACGCUUGUCGUCGCUUUAUUGGUAUCUUGACGACUUCUCAUUUUAUUGCUCAUCCACUUUGCAAGAGUUAGAUCUAUCUUGGGGUGCUGUUGUCAGCCUUCCUCCGAGCAUCAAAACAUAUGUUGAAUUGAGGAUUCUUAGAUUGUGCCAUUGUGAGAAACUUCAAGAAAUUCUACAUCUUCCACCAAAUAUACAAGAGCUAUAUGCCAGAGAGUGUUUCUCCUUGGAACGAUUCCCAGAAGUAUCAACAAAAUUUCAAUUCUAUACAUCAUGUGGCUUGCGAGAGCUAAGAUGGAUUGACUUGUCCAGUUGCCAUAAAUUGGUUGCAAAUAUAGGGAGUCAGGUGCCAAAUCCUUCAUUUGUUGAGGAACAUAUUCAGGACCAUUCAUGUGGUAUUAUAUUUCCAGGGAAUAAGAUUCCAGACUGGUUUAGUCAUACUAAGGAGAUUUCAAAUGGUGAUAAUUCUUGUGAAUUGGAUAUUAGUGGUCCCUUGUAUUUGGAAGAAAUCAUAGGAAUUGUUUUCUAUGCCGUUCUUGGAUCCGACCCGGAUUACCCCUUGGGGCCCUUCCCCGGUAUUUGUGUUUCUAUAAAUGGUAACAUGCUUGUGGAAGCAAGGUUUUACUUAUAUGGAGGCUCGGAUCAUGUAUAUCUAAAUUACUCGUUUCCAGAAUGUAUCGAGCAAUUGCUGCGGUACCCAACAGGAGACAAUCUGAGGUUUAGAUUUGAUUGUGAUUCUUAUAAAGUGAUGUUUAAAAGUUGCGGAGUCCACAUAAUCUAUAAGCAUGAAGAGAAUGAGAGCCUAACAGUUGGGGAGUGCUCAGUAGAUUCGUCAAAUGGUGUUGACGGUGAUUUCGCAAAAGCAGAAGGAGGCUCUGACUCUGAGGGAAGUUUAAAAGAAGAAGUACCUGCCUCUCGAUCUGCGUCCCAAGAAGGCCAGGGAAUUCGGAGAAGGCUUACUAGGCAUCAGGGAUUGAAUGGUUGA